Nematocida major is the source of this 738-nucleotide messenger RNA. RefSeq names its product tRNA (adenine57-N1/adenine58-N1)-methyltransferase catalytic subunit. Gene Ontology annotation, cellular component: nucleus; tRNA (m1A) methyltransferase complex. The transcript has a single exon. Gene Ontology annotation, biological process: tRNA methylation. The coding region runs from base 1 to 738 and encodes 245 amino acids. The record is from RefSeq and is a predicted model, not a curated record. Lineage: Eukaryota; Fungi; Microsporidia.
AUGCGCGUCUAUGCAGAGUACUUUAACAAAAAGCUAAAGCGAGCAUACACGGAGAAAGCGCCCACAGAAGGCAGCGCCAGCGCGCCCCCGGUCCUGCUGGAGAUGGACUGCAACAGAUGGAUCAAAACAACGUCUCAGAGAACGCAGAUCAUAUACCGGGCCGACGCGUCAAUUAUACUCUACCACAUGGCGCUCUGCAGAAAGGCCCGGGUCAUAGAGUCAGGCACCGGCACGCUUGGCCUGACAUACGUGCUGAGCAGGUACUUUUCCGAGGGGCGUGUCGACACUGUGGAGUGCAAUGCGGGCCGGUUUGCAGCUGCCGAGGCUGACGUGCAGAGGGCGGGCCUUUCCAACGUAAAAACGCACUUUGGCACAGUGCAGGAGUAUCUCCAGCGCAGGAUAGACGCGAAGGAAAGCCCUGCCGACGGGCUGGUGCUCGACGUGCCAGAGCCGGAAGGCGCUCUCAAGGCGGCCUCCUGCGCAGUGCGCCCAGGAGGGGUGGUGGUGUGCUUUGUCCCGUGCAUCGAGCAGAUACAGCGCAUCAUGCAGGCUGUGCAGGAGAUUCCAGCGAUGCGCAUAGACAGGCUCCUGGAGAACGUUGAGAUUCUGCACCGGCCAGCCACCAUCCAGACGGCGCCAGCAAAGGUUUACGGAACAAAGCCCGACGACUUGAACCGCGGGCACACAGGAUACAUCAUGCUGCUAAGGCUUUCCCAUGAAAGCCCGGCGUGUGUCUAG